Molecule: messenger RNA, 397 nt
Organism: Humulus lupulus (European hop)
Lineage: Eukaryota; Viridiplantae; Streptophyta; Magnoliopsida; Rosales; Cannabaceae
Product: diacylglycerol kinase 3-like
Exons: 5
Coding region: 101-397 (98 amino acids)
Molecular function (GO): ATP-dependent diacylglycerol kinase activity
Source: RefSeq, a predicted model, not a curated record
GGUGAAAUGUAUUUAAAUGUAGGGGUUGGAGAUUGAAGGGGAGUUGCCUGAGAAAAAGACUUGUUAUGAAGGAGUAUUUUAUAAUUACUUUAGCAUAGGAAUGGAUGCUCAGGUGGCUUACGGCUUUCAUCAUUUACGUAAUGAGAAACCUUACCUGGCACAAGGACCAAUUUCUAAUAAGCUGAUCUAUUAUGGUUAUAGUUGCGGUCAAGGUUGGUUCUUUACACCUUGUACAAGUGAUCCACGAUUAAGGGGACUAACAAAUAUUUUAAGGCUGCAUGUCAAAAAGGUCAAUUGCUCAGAAUGGGAGCAAAUUACUGUUCCGUCAAGUGUAAGAGCUAUUGUUGCUUUAAAUCUUCAUAACUAUGGAAGUGGAAUUUUCUCUUUGUUUGUUUAG